Molecule: messenger RNA, 1933 nt
Organism: Vanessa atalanta (red admiral)
Lineage: Eukaryota; Metazoa; Arthropoda; Insecta; Lepidoptera; Nymphalidae
Gene: Arl4
Product: ADP-ribosylation factor-like protein 4C
Exons: 4
Coding region: 621-1250 (209 amino acids)
Biological process (GO): intracellular protein transport; vesicle-mediated transport
Cellular component (GO): cytoplasm
Molecular function (GO): GTP binding; GTPase activity
Source: RefSeq, a predicted model, not a curated record
CGCCGCACUCGCCGCUCGUCUCCCGUCUCCCGCCCGCGAGCGUUCAGUACGGAGGUGUCCGCGGGCGAGGCGGCACGUGCGGUGCACGCCUCGCUACAUUGUAUUGUUUUGGCUGUGUAACCAUUGUUUUAUUCCAUCCGAAUGUAAUCAAUACGAUAUAUGAGUGUAAUACGAAGCCUGCAUUAUUUGUUUGAUAGUGCGGAAUUGUGCAACGACAAUAAAGUUCUUAUCUACACGGAUAAGUACACGGUGGCUUAUUGACAAGUGAAACUCUGAUCGUCCCAUUCAUAUAGGACAGUUUGUGUUUUGUUGUUGAACCGUAAAUGUGCAGUGAUCUUUGCUGUUAAUAAUAGCAUGCAAAUCAAUAACCAAGUGGAUGCCCAACUCCGAGCUGCGAAGAGCUCUUGCCGUGCGGUUUAUAACACGGUUGAAUAUUGAUUGGUCCAACCGGGAUCACUGGAAACUGUCGUCCCGUUACGAUUUGAACGGCUGGACAAAUAUCUAGAUUUACCCGAGUUAUUCCUUUAUCUACGGAUUUAAUUAAUAUAUCACGUGUCAACCUAUAUUCACGAUGCUUCGGCCAGACGAGAUUGUCAGAUAGUCGUCCCGUCGCAAACAUUAUGGGUGCAAAUAUGGGCAAGAACUCGAGCCUGCUCGACGCGCUGCCUUCCACGCAGGGCACGCUCCAUGUUGUUAUGCUGGGCCUCGACUCCGCCGGCAAAACUACAGCGCUCUACAGGCUCAAAUUCGAUCAAUAUCUUAACACCGUCCCGACUAUAGGUUUCAACUGUGAGAAGGUUAAAGGCACAAUCGGAAAAUCUAAAGGUGUUAAUUUCCUCGUAUGGGAUGUAGGUGGACAGGAAAAGCUCCGACCGUUAUGGAAAUCAUACACACGCUGCACCGAUGGCAUUAUAUUUGUUUUAGACUCCGUUGACAUUGAGAGAAUGGAAGAAGCUAAAAUGGAACUCAUACGUACAGCCAAAUCACCAGACAAUGCAGGAGUUCCAAUACUCGUUCUAGCAAACAAACAGGAUUUGCCAGGAGCGAAGGAACCCCGUGAAUUAGAAAAGCUACUAGGAUUACAUGAACUUGUGUCUUCACCACACGGUUCACGCGAUGCGCACUCGUGGCAUGUGCAACCGGCUUGCGCUAUUACUGGCGAAGGUCUUCACGAGGGACUUGAAGCAUUAUACGAGAUGAUACUCAAAAGAAGAAAACUGGCCAAGUUACAGAAAAAAAGAGUCAGAUAAAUGGUUAUUUUUGUUUGACUUAUAAAAUAGUCAAUAGGAGUAGAAGUGUUAUAUAAUGCUCAUGGUAUGGAUAUUCUAAUAAUAUCCUCAAUGAACACCAAAUAUUGUUUUACUAUAGGUUUAUAACGUCUUAUGAAGAUAUUCCAUCAGUGUUGCUCAAAUUUUAUUGAUCAUUUUGAGGUGAAAGAAUAUUUUGAUAAAAUUUGUUUAACCGCUAGAUAUUUUCUUUUGAAAAUAGCUAGAGGAUUAAUAAUAAAAACGCAAACUCAAUUUUAAAAGGAUUUUUUUGCUAUAGUAGCACCAGGUUUUGUAGCUUAUAUACAUUAUAUAAUAUACAUCGAUUGUUUUUGCUAUAAAAAUAGUUUAAAUCACAACUAAUUUAGCAAACUCGUUUUCCUUUUAUUCGGCAUAUUUCAUUAACAAAUAUUAAAAUUUUCUUUCAAGGCCACUAUAAUACAUAACUAUAUGUUUACUAAACUAUUUAAAUAUUAAAUACCAAAGGUAAUUUUCGUCUUUAAGAAUCUGAAUGUACUUUGUCCAUAAAAACAUUUUAACCGUCUGAGUUACAGCCACGUAAUUCAUAAUCUCUUCUUGAUGAUGGCCCACUGUAGACUUAGGUAACGUGUUUCCUUACACUCGUCACCAUUUUCAUUCUUACUAUUUCAUUCUUGUACAUAAAUACC